UCUGGCGUAUUGAGAGUGAGACAGUUAGUUUAAUAAAUUUGUCAUAUUUCUUUCCUGAUGUCUCUUACUCGAGCUUUACUGUUUUCUUUACUAUCUUGGCUUAAACUUGUCUUUUCACUACUACCAUCCCCGUGCUGCUCUCUCAGCGUAGUAGUUGCUGUCGAAUGAUCACUUAUUGAACUCUGUUAAAAUCCGCAGUUAUUGGCGCUUUGCCACGAUGUUAGAGGCAAAGUGUAAUUUUCUAGUUUUAUUAUUUUCACAGCAAGGUUUUCUAGGAUUUUGAUAGAUUGGAGAGAAGAUACAAAGUUAUAAUUUGUGAUUGAAACUCCAUUAAUAUCUAUUUGCUAUUCUAAUGAAGUUUUCUUACUUAAUUGCUCUUAUGAAUUGCUUAGCCAUGUCUGAGUAGUUCCAUUGUUAGAUUUUAGGGUUUAAAUAGGUUAGGAGGGAUUUGCCCCAACUAUAGAUCGCUGAUUUGUGGUAAUUGUCAUUAGGAUUGUUCAUUAAUGCCUGUCUCUAGAUUAGCUACCUAGAACCUGCCUUAGGAUUGAUAGAUAAAAGCGAGAGCUUCAUUCUGAUCCUGAAAACAUUCUAACUAAGCUAAGUUUCUUACUAUGAGUAAGGCGAGAGCUGAUCUAGUGAUCUUAGUAAGCAUUCAAUCAACCCGCACAAGAGCUUGACUAGAGCGUCGAUCGAUAUCAUUAUUGAAUAAUCGAUCGACGAAGCAAAAGGUGUAUCGAUCGAUAUCCCUAUAGGAUCAUCGACCGACACUUUCUAUUGAUCGACAUACGAUAGUUGAUAUCAUUAGAUCUAGUUAAUAGACAAGUACAAACAUUGCGAACGCUGAUGGACUUGUUAACGAAGUAGUUGAGCUUUACAUUAUCAUGCAUGCAACUCAUUAGGCAUCUGUAGGAUUAUAAUCCCGAGUUUCCUCAAUAAAAACCCUAAGUCUAACUAUUUCCUUUUUAAGCACCAAAACCUCAAUCAAUCUAUUGAACAAACACUUGUUCAAUAUAAAACUGCAAUUUACAUUUAAAUCUCUGAAACCAUUUAGCUUAACAAAUCAUAUUAGAUUUCUUAGGUUCCCUAGCUCCCUGUGAAUUCGAUCCCUAAGUACUACAACUCGACCUCUUAUUUAAGAGAGUAUAAAUCACUCCUUAGGGUAAUUUAAGUGGUAUCAAUAGGAGAAGCAACUUGUGACCUCAUUAAAAACCUUGAUUGGAAAACCCAGUGGGACAAAACCAAUUAAGGAAAAAAAAGAAUAUACACAAGCUACUCGCCUAGAUGAUAAUCAGCUUGAAGGUGGAGUAGCUUGAAUGGUGAUGAGUGUGUCUUGGCCGAUCAAGCCUCGUUCAAGACCUUCUUCUUGCUUUGAAGUUGUCUUAAGCAAACCUCCACUAGCUUCAUUGAGUUUCUUGGUUCUGGAACUUGUCAUAGGACCAUUAGGAAUGGUUAAGACAUCCUCAUCAGUCGCCUUGCCCAUGAUCUCAUUAUCCUCGUCAACUAGCUGGUCCAUGAUCACAUCAUCCGGCAUAAACCAUGAAUCCUUGUAACCACUUGGGGAUAGAGUAAAACCGGUUGCCUAUCAACUGCCUAGUCCAAUUGGUCCAUCCCUUGGCCGAUCAAACCAUACGCGUGUCCGGCCCAAAGGCCCUAUUACCAUCCCCAAACCAUUAUAUUCGAUCGCACAUACAAAAGAAAGAAGAAGAAUAUAAUAAAAUACAAAGAGAGAGUAGGAUAUAACCGUUCGCCCAUGACCUUAGACUCGAUCGGACCAACCGAAGAUCCUAGUCGAUGGAUCGCUUGCUUACUCCACUGACCUUGGAUGUGUGCUCUGGUUGGUUGGAGUCCUUCUCUAAACCUUUCUCCUUGCCUUUUCUAUCCAUCUCUAAUCGCCCCUUAUUCUCUCAAACGAUCUCUCUCGCCAGGAAAGAUUCACCACCACAACCGGCUUUGUCUUGGUCGAUCUCUCUCUCUCUCUCUCUCUCUCUCUCUCUCUCUUUAUUUCUCUCUUCUCUCGGUCUUUGCCUUUUGUUUCUUUAGAAACUGAUGAAUGAAAUCGACCAGAAGGUCCUCUAUUUAUAGAUAAUUGGGUCGGCUAACUGCCAUGGGUGAACAGGUGCGACUUGUUGGUCCAAUAGGUAUAACCUGUUCCAUAGUCCCAUUUCGCCAUAACUGCUUCCUAACGGGCUGGACCUGGGCCUAGACCCAUUACCAAAGCAUGUGGUUGGUCGCAUGGACCCCUCGGCCCAUUAAAACCUUGGGUCGACCACCUUGCCCGACCCAGGUCUGGACCCGGACUAAUGGUCCAAGACUCGAACACUUAGUCCAUCUGAGCUGAAAUGACUCCCAGCUAAUCCACCUGAGUUAGCUAGUUCAUCCAGCUAGUUGAGUUGAAUCACUUUACCCGAACUCUGACCGAGCUUCGUCUAGGUGGUCGAGCUUCGUGUUUGUAUUGCCUAGCUACCGUUAAACUUUUCCAGCUCUCUUAUCCUUGUUUCUAUUUUUAUUUGGCUAAGUCUCAUCCUUCUGAUGCACUUAACCUUCUAUUUAGGCUAUGGUAUGCUUGCCUUCAGGUCAUACGACUGGCUGGCACGUUUCCUCGAACCAUGGCCCAUCCCGACGAUCCUAAAUAGGAUCUGGGACAUGACAGUACUAUCCUCCAAAAAUUAACUUGGAAAGAAGACUAAGAAUCAAAUUAAAAUGAAACUUAAAAGAGAGCCAUGCUGGUGGUUUAAAACAGUACCACAGAGGAUGAGUCUUCAGCAGCAAAUACCACACAAAUCAAAUCUAUAACAUAAAAAUUCAUGCUAAAUAGAACGCAAAGUCUUUUCCUUUUUUGAAGAAAGAAUGCAAAGUCUAUAACAAAAAAAAAAUCAUGUUAAAUGGAAUAAGAACUCCUCAAUAUAUUUAAAAAUAAAUUUAAUCAAAAUUCUUACUAAAUAAAGCGCUAUCUGAGUUUUAAUUAUCUAAUUCAUAUCUAUAAAAAAUAAGAGCGAAAAUACCUUUCUCCGGUGGUUUUACUGUUUCACAAUACUAAAAACAGAGCCGUUUGUUGCGGAGAAAUCAUGUCUAUCAAAACUCAAAAGUGACCUAUAUGCCGAACCGUCUAUUGAUCCGAAUGUUAGGAAAAAAGCUACACACGUGGAAUUCUUAUCUGUGAAAUUGUUCAUCAGAAUUAUAUGUGUUGCAGAUAUUAAUCAUCGUAUGUAAUUAAUAUGAUAUAUUGAUAUAAUCGAUGAUUUGUGCUUAAAAAAACAAGAAAACCCAGAUGUUGUUGUAUAUGCAUGAUUAACUUCGGUCUCUUACCUGAGAUUCUUAACUCACAAUUUGAUUUUUUUUUUACAUUUUCUGGCUAAAAACGGUUUAUUUAAGAGACGGUUCUUAGCUUUUCUUAAUUAAAAUCUAAGAAAAACUAAGAACUGUCUCUUAACCGAAGCUAAGAACUCCAAUUAAGAGACUGGAUUAAUCAUGGUCAUAAUAGCAUGAUUAAUCCGGAUUCUUAAUUUAAAGUUUUUAACUCAUGAUUUGACAUUUUUUGAGUUUUUUUUAAUAUUUUUUGGUUAAAAACCGGUUCUUAUAUUUCUUAUUUACAAAAACGGUUAUUAGCUUUUUUUUAGUUAAAAGCUAAAAACAGGGCUAAGAACCCCACCCUAAAAAUCCGGAUUAAUCGUGGUCUCUAAUCCUACACAAUCUAGAAACAACACUGUAACGUUAGUUCAAUUAGUCAAGCCGCCCCUACCAGUCCAUCAUUUUAUAUUUAUAAAAAUAUAAAAGCAAAUUAACAUUCAUUGUAUAGAUAACUUCAAACAGGCAAAUAUUAAUCAAACAAACAAACCAAUACAUUGACUUUACCUCUAUAAAAUCUAUGCUAAAUAUCAACAAAAAGAUCACACAUACACAGACCACAAGUAGUAAAACCAAUAUAAAAAUGACAAACAUCUCACUCUCUACAUUCAUAUUCUCCAUUCUUUUACUCAUCUCCACCGCGACCGCCGCAACAUUCGAGAUCAUUAACCAAUGCGGUUACACCGUAUGGGCUGCCGCAAGUCCUGGAGGGGGCAGGCGUCUAAACUCAGGCCAGUCGUGGACAUUAAAUGUUCCGGCUGGAACGUCUAUGGCACGGAUCUGGGGUCGGACCAAUUGUAACUUUGACUCCUCGGGGCGUGGCCGAUGUGAAACAGGUGACUGUACUGGUGGACUUCAAUGUACCGGUUGGGGGCAGCCACCAAAUACGUUGGCUGAGUAUGCUUUGAACCAGUUCAACAACUUAGACUUCUACGACAUUUCACUUGUCGAUGGAUUUAACAUUCCUAUGGAGUUUAGCGCAACCAGCUCAAAUUGCAAGCGGAUACUAUGCACCGCAGACAUAAACGGACAGUGUCCUAACGUGUUAAGAGCGCCUGGCGGUUGCAACAACCCGUGCACGGUUUUUAAGACGAACGAGUACUGUUGUACAAACGGGCAGGGAUCAUGUAGCCCCACAGGCUACUCAAAGUUCUUCAAAGAUAGAUGUCCCGACGCCUACAGCUAUCCACAAGAUGACCCGACCAGCACUUUUACUUGCAGUAACACUAACUACAGGGUCGUGUUUUGUCCAAGGGCUAGGCUCGGUGCUACUGGGACGGACCAGCUCCCCAUCCAGAUGGUCACUGAGGAGAAUUAAUAAAAAGACGAGUCUCCAUUGUAUGUAUGUGUGCAUGAGUGUGUACGCGUGACUAUCACGCUUAAUGAAUAAUUAUGAAGGCAAUAAUAAUCAAGUUGAAAGAAAAAAAUUUGCACGAGACCAUCUCCAAUGUAUUCAUAUAUUUUUAUUUCUAAAAUAAAGUAACUCUAAAAUAAAUGUGUAUUUUUUUAA
This is a messenger RNA of Brassica rapa (field mustard), 4855 nucleotides long. Its product is annotated as osmotin-like protein OSM34. NCBI's taxonomy places the organism in Eukaryota, Viridiplantae, Streptophyta, Magnoliopsida, Brassicales, Brassicaceae. The record is from RefSeq and is a predicted model, not a curated record.